Phyllotreta striolata is the source of this 1950-nucleotide messenger RNA. Lineage: Eukaryota; Metazoa; Arthropoda; Insecta; Coleoptera; Chrysomelidae. The record is from the annotation of a GenBank genome assembly.
AUGUCCGGAAACACUGUACACAAUUUUAUCCACCAACAAAUGGGCAAUUCUUUAUGGAAGCAUUCCGACAUUCCAAUAAGAAGGCUUCAAAGCAGAAAGGAGAAUUGCUUUUCAUAUUUACUUCCAGAUUUUGAUGGACUGGAAGGAUUUUUAAGGGACACUCCGAUAUUUACCUGUAAAUUCAACCCCAAACUUAGUAACGAGCACAUACUGGCAUUGGCAAACGAAGAUGGAAAGUUAGUUGUACAUAAUUGCCGUGAUCGUUCAAGAUAUGGAAUAAGAGCUCAUAACAACGCGAUAUUUGAUCUCGCAUGGACCUCGGACGCGUCGAAUAUAAUCACAGCAUCAGGAGAUCACACGACAAAAUUAUACGACGUUCAAUCUGGCGAACUUAGGCCUAUAAGCACCUUCUGCGGCCACAGUAGAUCCAUAAAGACAGUGGCUGCGGAACCCGACGAUCCAGCCGUAUUCGCAACAGGAGGAAGGGACGGAACCAUCAUCGUGUGGGAUAGGAGAUUCAAUCAAACUGGGAGGUCUGUCGACCUCCCAUUUGGCAGCAUUAAUCACUGCGAAGAUGCUAGUCGUUGUUUCAGUAGAUCCGAUAAAGUUAUAAUAGACAAUUCUCACGCAGUCAAAAUGUUCAAAUCGAACAAAUCGAAGUGCAAUAAAACGAACAAAAUUAACGCUUUUUACGGAACGGAAUCGAAUUCAUUCGACCCAAACGAAUCUCAAAGUAGUCCUACAUGCUCUAGGUUUAAUUCGAAUGAAUCUCAAAGUAGCGGUAAUCAUUCAGGGAAUGAACUAAACGGAUCACCGAGGAGUAUUAAUAGUAGGAGGAGGAAUUCUAAAAAAACUUGGACUUACUCUUCAGCGAAAUCCGUGACAGGAUUAGCUUUUCAAUCGUCCAAUACUUUGAUAUCUUGCGGUGCAGGCGAUGGGGCUAUUAAAAUCUGGGAUCUCCGUAAGCACUACAACAUCUACCAAAAACAACCUAAACCGAAAAGGGUGCUACCGUACCCCGGUAACAGCGCGAAAAACGGUUACAGUAAUUUGUUCUUCGAUAAUGACCGGUUGAAACUCUACGCAAAUUGCCUCGACAACGUGAUCUACUGUUACAAUAUUAAUAAUUACGAUGACAUACCAAUCAGCACAUACACCGGCCACUCUAAUACUACAUUCUACAUCAAAUCGGGGAUCAGUUCGGAUGGUAAAUAUUUGAUCAGCGGAAGCAGCGACGAUAACGCGUAUAUUUGGAAUACCGAUUUCACUGAGCCUUUCGUAAAACUAACCGGACACACGGCAGAAGUUACUUCUGUAGCGUGGAGUUGCGGUCAAAACUUCAUAGCCACUUGUUCUGAUGAUACCACUCAUAAAAUAUGGACAGUUGAAAAUGAGAAUUGGGAAACAAACGAUGGAGGAGGAAUUGUUGAUAUUCUGAAGCCAAACAAUUCAAGAACUGGUUUUAAACAGACCCGCAGAGUCUGCCCAGAUGUGGAAGUUAUCAAAUUCCAUACACAUCACUUAAAAAGAAUUACCGAGGAACCAGAAGAAGUUCCACAUAAAAUAAUGAAAACCUGCAAUAGUUUACCUAAUUCUAAAGAUCUUUCUCAUGGUAUUGAUGAUUUAUUAGGAGAAGGGCCGCCCUCCAAGAUGGCUCGAUUGCAAAUAUCUUCACCGGUUGGGAACCUUCCGAAUUACGUGCUGGAUGGGACGGCUCCACAUUUGAAUCAUUCGCCGGAAAAGAGGAAAUCCAAGGAUUGGCUGACGAGAUUGCGGCUGGAGAGGUCUCUGAAAAGAAGAUUCAAUGAAAUGUGCGAUGCAGGAAAUGAAGUUAGCCCAAAAAAGAUUAGAAUCGAAGAGAAGAAAAAUUCGACCACGAAUAGUCCCAUAUUGAAGUAUUUUAAAAUUAAAAACGGUUGCCAAAAAUGUAAUGAAAGGUAUUCAAAAUGA